CCAUGGUUACCUGUACGUGAUCCGGACGGCAGCUGCCGCCGCCGCUCAGUGAACAGUUGAGUUCCGUUUAAAAUAGUUUAUAACGUUUAAAUGUUGGGAAGAAAAUGAAAGCGGCCGCUGUUCUCACGGUGACGGAGGAGCGCCGGCACCCGCCGCUCGGUCCGGUCUACUACACCGUACCGUCUGAGGUGGACCGCGCCAGAACCAGAUGCAGGACCGUCCCGUUCCAGAACCACACAUUUAGAAAAGUGUUGGACUUUGCCUCUAUGUUUAGUGAACAUCCAAACUACACUGUGAAAGUGGACCCUGCAGAUCCAGGACCGGCCUUCACAGAUCCAGACCAGCUCAGAUGGACACAGCAGCCACAGACCGGGAAAAACCAGCAGACGUGGCAGAUAAAGGAGUGCAGAGUAACCGGAGCAGAUUACUGGAAAUAUUUCAAACGUCCUCUGAAUCCUUCCUCACACCAGCUUCUUCCACAUGUGGUGUUUGCACAGGAGGAUUUGGAGAUCCCUGGUCAGCAGCCCACCCACUUUACUGUCGGGGUCCAGACUGACUACAGAGAGAGUGAAACACAGACGGACCCUUACAGUCCAGGAUACGUCAUCAGACGCGGGGCGACAGCUUCAGAGCUCCUGCAGCUGGCCGCCCUUAGCUGGGGUCGUGGUUUGCCAGCAGGCCUGGACGAGGUGGAAAUGAUAGAAUGGGGGCGAGAAAAACGGGCUUGGGAGGCCCGCCUUCCCCCCCUGGAUGACAAGAGCCAGCUGAAGAAGAGGAGGCGCAUGCUGGAGGAAAUCCUGGCCAAGGAGUGGGCUUUGAGAGACGUCAAAAUUCAAAAGCUGCAGGAAGCUCGACUGGCUUUGCUGAAAGACCAGCUGAGGCGGAGACAUGAAGCUCAGGAGAACUCCACUUUUCAGAGGAUCAACCAGAUGUAUGCAGAGUAUGAAGAGGAGAAGGAGACCAGGCUGCAAAAAAUCCACAACGACUACCUGAGGUCUCUGAGGAAGCUGGAGGCUAAGAGGAAGACGGCGGAAGGGAAGCGAUUGGACAUCGUCACUGAAUUCCAGAGAUACGUUCUGACCGACAGCAGAACCAACAAGUCUGGAAGCCAAAACUCCCUUACCAAUAAAGGUGAGCAAAUUCAGGCAGAACUCCAUCAGUCGGUUCCUAAACCAGGGAUUAAAAUACACAAACCCAAAGUUGCUAAUAAUCCGAACCAGAUUCGUGUGGGUAAAGCUGUGGAUUUACUUCUGGAAUACAAGGCUCAGAUAGAGGAGAAGACCCCCGAGAAAAAAAGACCUCUGCGUUUUCUUGUGAAAAAAAAGAAGCUCACUCCCGUCUCUGCCAGGGAGAAAUCUCCCCCACAAUCAGAGGAGCAGACAGAACUCGCUGUAAUCGUCUUGCAGAAGCUCCUGAGAGGACGGCGAAUGCAGCAUGAGAUGUGUGAGGGCGUGGAGGACAGCCGGGAUUUCAUGCGAGAGUUACGGACUGUCCACUCCAUCCACAGUGAGGAGCAGGAGCUGCUCAAAGCGGACAAGGAGCUCGUAAUGAGACAGAAAGACCAGAGAGACCGACAGAGACAGAAGGCUUCUGAAGAGGAGGCCAUUCACAGGGGGGUCGUCGGCGCGGAGCAAGAACUCCUGUUCGACACUUUGUCCAAAGAGAUGGUCCGUCUCCAGGAGGAGCGCAGGCUCCAUGCUUUCGCCCUGCUGGCGGACAGGGAGCGCCGCCGAAGGGAGGCCGAGGAAAGCGGGAGGAGGCAGGAGGAGGAGCGCAGACGCAGAGAAGAGGACGAGAUCUUCAGACAAGUCGUACAGGUGCACCAGCAGAGUGUGGACAUGUACUUGGAGGGCAUUAUUUUGGAGACUCUGGACAAGAUGUCCCAUGAGAAAGCCAGGGAGGAGAUCCACGAGAAGUUGAAGGAGCUAAAUGAAAUCGCCUACGCCAUGGAGAAAAGUCUGGACGAACGUCAGUCAGAGGAGAUCGUGUCGGAGCUGCUGCACAGCCACCUCAUCCCAGGGGUGGAAAAGAGCAUUUUCUGGCAAAACGUGCGGCGCAAGCAGCGUAAACAUCUGCAGGCGGCUCAGAGCGUCAUUCAGGAGAUCAUAGCACCUGGUGGCGCCCUCUCAACUGCCCCACGCUCCACCUCCCCCGGGGCAACUUCAUCUACCGAAGGCGAGGAGGACCAGAGCAGACCCGAAACAGCGGGACACCAAGAAUAAAAUAUGCCGAAUUGGG
Molecule: messenger RNA, 2238 nt
Organism: Oryzias latipes (Japanese medaka)
Lineage: Eukaryota; Metazoa; Chordata; Actinopteri; Beloniformes; Adrianichthyidae
Gene: cfap91
Product: cilia and flagella associated protein 91
Source: RefSeq, a predicted model, not a curated record